AAAGCGCGUUGGCAGCCUUCAAGUUCGCGCGAGUUCUUCAUUUUGUUUUAACUCGACAAAAACAAGGCAAGUAAAAUGCCCAGUAGGCGGCGGAAAAACUCCAAAGUCUCAACCUCCAACGCGGUGGACAACCGGGAGUAUUUGGUGGAGAAGAUUGUUGGAAAGCGCUUCCGGGACGGUCGUCCGCAGUUUCUCGUCAAGUGGCAGGGCUUUCCAGAGGAAGUGAACAGUUGGGAGCCACUGGAAGGAGUGGGCCACCUCUACUACCUGCUGGCCGAUUUCGAGGCGGAGGAGUACAAGCGCAGCCAGGAGAAGAAGGCGGCGCUGGGAGCCAGCAGCCAGGAGGCGUAUGAAGCGCCCAGGAGCAGCAAACAGUCCAAGGGAUCCUCCUCUAAGACGCCAAAGCGCCGGAAUUCCCGAGCUGUUGACUCGGGAAAAGGCAAAAAAGUCGCAUCCAAUCCCAAUGUCUUGUCCUUGACCGCAAGCAAGGCCAAGAGCCCAACUCGUCGACGCCAAUCGCGCUAUGUGCCCAUGGACGAGUCCAGUGGCCAUGCAGCACCAUCAACUUCAUCGAACACAGAAGCAGUGGAUCAAGGAGUGGAUGAGGAGCAGCCAUCAGAGAACUCGGUGCUAGAUGAUCCAGUUGGCCAACCGCUGGAGCACGUCCCGAACUCUCCGCUGGAUGCAGAGCAGGAGCUGGAUUGGAGAUUGCCGCCGUACACGAAGCCGUUUGGUUUGGCGCGUGGCCUGGAGCUGGAGAAGGUGCAUCACUGCUUCUUUGUGGGCAAGCAGCUCUUUCUGUUCGUCAGCUGGAAGGGUUGCUCCGCGAUGGACGCAGUGCUCCUGCGAGACAUACAGCACGCCUUCCCAAUACCAAUCAUAAAAUACUUUGAGAGUAUUUCCGUCUUGAAUGACGACCAAGGGGAGCGGAGCAACCACAAAGCUGCAUGAGCUCACAGAGAGCUUAGAUUAAACUUAGAUUAAGUUACUUUUCCUAGCAGCCAAGUGUGGUCAAUAUUAGGGAACUCAACUUGAUUUCCUAGCUUUUAAUAUGUUUGUGCGCAGCUCUAGCACUUGAUGUCCAAAUAAGCUUUUCGCAACGUGACCAUAUUCCAUUCGCCUUCCAAGCUGAGCUUCUGAUAAUCUAAAGUUAGUUAGUUAUACUUUGGCGCCCUUCGCGCAGCCUCACUGCUGGUAAACAAGUAAUACGUUGUUAUGCGUAGAACACUAUAAACAAGAGGCAAACAUCGGAAAUCAUACGAGCUGCUAAAGUAAGCGAAUGCAAACAAUGCAUAUAAGCCAAGUUCAAUGAGCCAAAGUGAAUAUGGCAAGUGAAUAAAUGAAUUUAGCGAGAGAA
Messenger RNA from Drosophila yakuba, 1357 nucleotides. RefSeq names its product heterochromatin protein 1. Bases 76 to 951 code for a protein of 291 amino acids. Gene Ontology annotation, cellular component: pericentric heterochromatin. The transcript has a single exon. Gene Ontology annotation, molecular function: chromatin binding. Lineage: Eukaryota; Metazoa; Arthropoda; Insecta; Diptera; Drosophilidae. The record is from RefSeq and is a predicted model, not a curated record. Gene Ontology annotation, biological process: chromatin organization; negative regulation of transcription by RNA polymerase II.